AUAAUUUAACAUUUUUGAAUUCUUUUAUAUACAAGUUCAAUAUCAACACAAAAAGAGCAAAUUUACACUGCUUGAUAUUAAAGUUAUGUGCAAUUAAGUGCACGAGUGUGCAAAAUGUGCCAGUUUACAGUCAUUACACAAGCAUGAUGUGGGACUGAGUUCAGCAGAUUCAAAUAGCUAUAUUCAUGUUCUGGAUAUGCUUUUAUACAACUGCUAUAGCCGUCGGUUAAAUGCAGCUGAGUGAAAAGUCGUGCAAUUUGGAAAGUAUGACUUUAGUUCAUGUUAAUUCAGCAAUCAUUAUCAUUCAACAAAUAAUUAUGAUGACAUAGAUCAUGGUGUGAUUUGGCCUGUAGAAGUAGGUUAAAGACUAUGAAAUUUAAAAAAUAAAUGGUACCCUUUCACUCUUUGACAUUAUUUUGUACAUACAAGUAUAACAUUGUUUUACUCUGACAACCAGAACGCUGACCGAGCCACAGAAACUGACAGGGGAUAUUUCACCUUUACUUUUUAUCAUUAAUUAAAUAUUGAAUCCAUUGUCAAGUACACAACUGGAUUUCUUCUUCUCUGUAAACUAUCGCUCCUUGCAUCAGCAGAAAGAAAUAAGUUUUUUAUGUUUAGAGGCUUGAGCCAUGUGAGAGCAAUGAGCACCAUGGAAACUAACUUUUAGCUUUAGUCUGAAAGUUAUAGUGCGUGACUGUGUGCGUGUUAGCAACACUCACAUCUAAGAUGUAUUAGUUUAACGGGUGUUACUGUGUUGAUCGACCGUCCCUUGUGGCCUUUUCGUUAGAAUAUAUUUGACCUCGGCGUGUUUGGGUCUUGCAGUCUCAUCCUGACCUUAUGUCCAUCUUGUAACACGGCUCCGUACAUGAACAAAUGGUUGGUGUGCUAUGUCGCUGUGUGUGUGUGUUUCUGUGUGUGUGUUUGGUGAGUCACUGUUCCCCUGACAAAGAUAGUGUGGCUCAGGCUGUCUGCCCACUAACCAGAUUUGGAGGGUGACUGAGACACUGAGAUGUCCAGGACACGAGGUCAUGUUGAGAAAUGAGCUCUCAGACAAAUAGACAAGGGUUUUGUUGCUGUUGGUAACAAUGAGAAUGAGGGUGGCUGCCUAUGUCAGUCACCCCAAAUGACUUGCUAUUAUUCAGGAAGUACAGGCCAGAUUUCCUGUUUCUCAGCGCUGCCAGCUUAGAGAGGUGUUAGGUAAUGAGCUUGAAACCUCCACCUAAAAAUUCAUCAAAUUCAUUGCGUCUUACAACAGGAGCAGUUUCAAAAGUACACACACCGUGUGAGAGGGCAUAUUACUGCCUGGAUUACUGUCUGUUUCCAUUAGCAUUGUGAAUGACUUUACAGCCUCUGUCCUCCUUUUUUCUCUAAAUGUAAAAAUGGCAAAUUUAUUACAUCACCAACCAGGAUUUUCUUAUUUGGAACAUAUUUUAGUGAGUCAGCUGACCAGGGGUUGUUUGGGUUUCCCAAAAAAGGAUAAGUAGCAGCCAGGUACUUGAAUCAAAUGCACUUGAAUCACUGAUCGUCAGUAAAUGUGAACACAUCUAUAACAGCAGAGAUUUUGGUAGUUUGCUGUUCUGGAGCGUUCAGUUGUGUCUUAGUGGGAUGCCUAGGAGGAAAGACAUCAGCAAUGAUCUCAAAGAAGCAAUUGUUACUGCCCCUCAAUCUGGGAAGGGUUACGAGGUCAUUUCCAUACUGCCAGGCUUUGGGAUGCUCAGAGAAACUGCAAAAAAACACCAAAAACCGAAGUGCUACACCUCAGAUGCUGUUAGCAUGUUAGGUUUGAGAAGCUGCAUCUGAACAGGCUACAAGACUGAUACAACAAUGCCCUUUGGACAGGCGGUACUAAAUUGGAGAUGUGUGGCCAUAAUGCAGAACACCAUGUUUGGAGGAAACCAAAAAGCAUGUCAGCACAAAUACCUCAUACCAACUGUCGAGCAAGGUGGCAGAGGGUGACGUUUUAGGUUGUCAGCCAUCUGCCUGACAGCUGAAUUUUGACCUAAAUGGGGGCAGGCAGCAGGCCAACGAUCCCAAGCAGAGGAACAAAUAUGCAGCAGAAUGACUGAAAAACAAAAGAAUCAUGGUGUUGCAAAAGCCUAGUCAAAGUCCAGACCUCAACCGGACUGAAAUGCUGCGGUGAGACCUUAAAAGCCCUGCAAAUGAACUGAAGCAACGUUGUACAGAAAAGUGGGACAAAAUUCCUCCACAAUGAUGUGAGAGAUUGAUAAAGUCAUGCAGAAAACAAUUACUUUAACUUAUUGCAGGCAGUUCUGCAAGUUAAUGAAACGUGGAUGUACGCUGUCAUGUGUUGUUCUUCAUUUGAGGUUUUACCUAUGUAAGGAAAUUUAAAUUUUAAUAUCUGGAUGAGGUAAUUUUUCUAUUAUGUCCUGAUGUAUAAAACCUUCUAAAUGACAGAGUGUGUACUUUAAUAUUGGACCUCUACUGGUUAAAAAAUAAUAAGAGAAAGACAAAAAAAGAAAAAUCCACCGCUUACCACGCCAUCAUAAUUACUCCAUUAUCAGUUAUCCAGUUUAUCAAACUGUUAGACUGUGACCUUUCCAGUUUGCCCCACCCCUUAUGAUCAAAAUUCACAUGAAGUCAAGGCAACGAUGAGAGGAAUGCAUCGCAGUGCAGACAAAGAGAUAAAGACCGAGAUAGAUGACCCAAACAAACUAAAGGAGAAAAAGGAUGUGGGGCAAAAUUAUCUGGUUACAGACAUAAUAUCUGAAACAAGACUUAAAGUUAAGUAUGCAAACAAACUGAGAAGUAACAGAUUUCCUGAGCAGACCAUCUCCUGGAGAUUUUUAUAGGCUGGGGAGUCAUGGCGCCUCUCGACAUAUUGAUUAGUCUUUGUGGGUUUGCAGUAAUUGCGUGACAGAUUAUAAAAGAGAACAAAUGUAAUAUUGUGUUCUAUGGUAAUGGACCAAAUCGAAUCUGUAAUUACAACCAGAUGCCCUUUAAACAGUGUGGCACAAGCACACAGACACACACUCACUAGUUUGUGUGUAUAUUUAGAUGUGUUUUGUGAGCAACAUAGGACAUUUUCUUUUCUAUACACUGGUUAGGGAGUAAAUAGAGAGUUUUAUGGUUCCCAACUCAUUAGAUUUUACUUUCUGUUAGUCUGUGGGCUUUCAGUUUCCUUUAAUUUUCAUCGUGGUCUCAUAUUUCUGGCUUUAAACUUGUCUGAGUCUAAAAGCUUGAAUGAAUCAGAAGAAAGUGCUUUCUGUAGUUCUGCAUUUCAGCUGACAAGAUGAUGAGAAAACAAGAUGAUGGUGACCAUAAUGUUUCUGGUAUUAGUAGAAACAGUGGAAGUUAACUGAAUGUAAGGAAGAUUAUUUCCUACAUAACAUUAGGUCAAAAGCUAGAACACAACUUUACUGUUUUAAUUUACUCUUAAUGCUUUUAUAUCUUUGUUUUAGGAAACAGCAUACAGGUAGUUUCUUUAAAAUUGUUAUAAAAAUAUGUUGUAGACGACCUGCAAAACAACGGGCUAACAUAGUGGAACAUUUUGAUACAGGUAUUUACCUCAAGGAGUUUUCAUAGACCAUAUCAGAGCUAAAGUAAUGUGAACAUAUUAGUUAUAUUUGAUAUACUGAUUGAUCCGGUGGUCAAAUAGCUCCAAAUAAAUGAUAAUGUUGUUCCAUAUCUGCUGUUUGCUAACCAGAAGGGGGUUUUUUUCUACUCAUGACUUGGGAACCUGUCUGUUGUUCCUGUAAAAUAAUAUCUAAUCAUUUUGGCCUCAUGUUUUGUUAAUAAUAACAAAUGUUUCUGUUUCAGUUGUUGGUCUGGGUUAAGUAUUGUAACUGCAUGAGGAGAAUUUGUUUUUGGCAAGAGUAUUAGUGAGGAAUGUGUGGGUGUUUCCUCUGGAUUUAAACACAAUAUUCUUUCCUGAAAUCUGAAUCAACGAGAUAACAGAGAAAGAAUUCAGCACUCUUGGCUUCAUUUUUUUCUAUUCUUCAAACCCCACUAGUUUUUUCCAUAGUAUCCACUCAUGAAUAUAUAAGAGGAGAUCUUUAUAUAACUCUCCACUAAACAGCUGCCCUCCUCAGUUCAAUCAAUAUCAACUUGUUCCUCUUGUGAGUCAUCCCUUUGAAUUAUCCCACAUAUCAGCUGUACAUCUUCUGAAGAGUCUUACAAAACAUUUAAAGUCAGGGCAGUGGGAGUAUCUGUUAUCCCUCACGGUCAUCAUUCAAACCCCCCAGGCUGUGUUUUCCUUUUUUUUUCACCUGCUGAUGUUACAGCAGAGGAAUCCAAUCUGCAUCACCUAAUCUCUGCAUCAUACUCUCUCUCUCUCUCAUCCAUCUAUUCUCUAAUGCAUUCCCUAAAAAGGACAGGAGGGGUGAAGGUUGGAUUUGGAUUUGGGGUCGGGUCACAAAGGGGUAUAUACAGCCCCCAUUUCUUAACAAGAUGUGUGGUCUCCAGGUUCGACCCUCUGUGGAUGCUACUGACCCUGUUUUGUCUUCCUUUUCUUUUCUUGUUCUUCUUUUCGGCCUUUCUGGAACACAAACAUGACAUACAGACACUCAGGUCCCAGGAGUUAUCUAACCUCCACCAUGACUGAUCGCUUUGACUGCUACUACUGCCGUGACAAUCUGCAUGGCAAGAAGUAUGUGAAGAAGGAUGACAAGCACGUGUGCACCAAGUGCUUUGAUAAGCUCUGCGCCAAUACGUGCGCAGAGUGCAAACGCCCCAUUGGUGCUGACUCCAAGGAGCUGCACCACAAGAACCGCUACUGGCAUGAGGACUGUUUCCGCUGUGCCAAGUGCUACAAGUCACUGGCCAGUGAGGCAUUCAGCGCUCGGGAUGAUGGGAAGAUAAUGUGUGGCAAGUGUGGCUCCCGAGAGGAUGGCAAUCGCUGCCAGGGCUGCUACAAGGUGGUCAUGCCAGGAUCUCAGAACGUGGAGUACAAGAACAAGGUGUGGCAUGAGGAAUGCUUCACCUGCAUUGAGUGCAAGCAGCCAAUCCGCACACAGAGUUUCCUGGCCAAGGGUGAGGACAUCUACUGUUCUCCCUGCCACGAAAAGAAGUUUGCCAAGAAAUGCUUCCACUGCAAGCAGCCCAUCACCUCUGGAGGGAUCAGCUACCAGGACCAGCCAUGGCACUCCGAGUGUUUCGUGUGCAAAACCUGCCAUAAAUCUCUGGCAGGAACUCGCUUCACUUCUCAUGAGGACAACAUUUACUGCGUGGACUGCUACAAGACUGAUGUGGCCAAGAAGUGCCAUGGCUGCAAGAACCCAAUAACAGGGUUUGGCCACGGCACCAAUGUGGUCAACUAUGAGGGAUUGUCCUGGCACGAGUACUGCUUCAACUGCAAGAAGUGCUCCCUCUCCUUGGCCAACAAGCGCUUUGUCAUCAAUGGAGAGCACAUUUAUUGCCCCGACUGUGCUAAGAAGCUGUAAAAUGUGCAAACUGUUGUGCAUCUGAGAAUUUGAUGAUGUGGAGUUAACACCUAAACUGACUUUUUGACAAAAAAAAUUUUUUUGCAAGGUUGCCAAACUACAGGCUGUGUCAAUUAACUUGCAUUUAUCUAUAUAAACAUAACUGCAGCUUGUUUCAGAGUCAGGGAUUGGAUACUAACAUGACGUAUUUUCUUUGUGGGUUUGUGAUGUGCGCUAUAUAUCUAAUACAGGAUUUUGUAGAGCCUAUUGAGACAAAAGUCUUUUCAGUGGCUUACUGGAAUCUUUUGGGGGGAAAAUGCUUUUAAUAUGCUUCCUGCUGCUAAUACAUACCAGCUUUGAUUAAUAGUCUGUUACAUCUCUGAAUGCACAAAUAGAAAACGAGAAAACUGUUUAGAUGAACCCAUACUGAAAUAUAAAGUGCUCAUGUAUUCUUAAUGAGUGACAUUAAAUGCAAAACAUGAAUAAAAACAAA
Haplochromis burtoni (Burton's mouthbrooder) is the source of this 5871-nucleotide messenger RNA. It is a transcript of the gene fhl1a, whose product is annotated as four and a half LIM domains 1a. Gene Ontology annotation, molecular function: transmembrane transporter binding. Gene Ontology annotation, biological process: muscle organ development. The transcript has 6 exons. The record is from RefSeq and is a predicted model, not a curated record. Bases 4509 to 5399 code for a protein of 296 amino acids. NCBI's taxonomy places the organism in Eukaryota, Metazoa, Chordata, Actinopteri, Cichliformes, Cichlidae.